UGGAGCUCCGCUGGGUCCCCGCGAGGCUGCGGUUGCCGUGGAAACGGCGGGAAGUAACAACCCGGCUCCCCAGGGCUGAGCGCGGCCCACAGAGGGAAGCAGGCGGUGGAGGGACGACCAGGUCGCCACGGUGCCAACAAGUCGCAGCCUCGAGGGUCCGCAGGAGGCGACCCGCGCCGCAAGGCCGCCGGGGCAGAGGCGGCGCCGGCCCGGUCCCCUGGGGAAGAUGAGCGGCCCGGGUGCCAGGUCCAGCCACCUGUCGCAGCCAGUGGUGAAGAGCGUGCUCGUGUACCGCAACGGGGACCCGUUCUUCGCGGGGCGCCGCGUGGUAAUCCACGAAAAGAAGGUGUCCAGCUUUGAUGUGUUCCUGAAGGAGGUGACGGGUGGCGUGCAGGCGCCCUUUGGGGCGGUCAGGAACAUCUACACGCCGCGCACCGGCCACCGCAUCCGCAAGUUGGACCAGAUCGAGAGCGGUGGCAACUACGUGGCCGGCGGCCAGGAGGCCUUCAAGAAGCUCAAUUACUUGGACAUAGGCGAUAUGAAGAAAAGACCAAUGGAAGUUGUUAGCACGGAGACUUUAUACUUUAGAAGGCAAGCUUGUUGAGAACGGGGAGGAGCUGGAGAAUGGACAGUUUUACGUGGCU
Messenger RNA from Octodon degus (degu), 644 nucleotides. RefSeq names its product doublecortin domain-containing protein 2-like. Lineage: Eukaryota; Metazoa; Chordata; Mammalia; Rodentia; Octodontidae. Gene Ontology annotation, cellular component: microtubule organizing center; kinocilium; axoneme. Gene Ontology annotation, biological process: neuron migration; cilium assembly; dendrite morphogenesis. The record is from RefSeq and is a predicted model, not a curated record. The transcript is spliced from 4 exons. Bases 227 to 604 code for a protein of 125 amino acids.